This is a messenger RNA of Arvicanthis niloticus (Nile rat), 3611 nucleotides long. RefSeq names its product protein-L-isoaspartate (D-aspartate) O-methyltransferase domain containing 2 (gene Pcmtd2). Gene Ontology annotation, molecular function: protein-L-isoaspartate (D-aspartate) O-methyltransferase activity. Gene Ontology annotation, biological process: protein modification process. Gene Ontology annotation, cellular component: cytoplasm. NCBI's taxonomy places the organism in Eukaryota, Metazoa, Chordata, Mammalia, Rodentia, Muridae. The record is from RefSeq and is a predicted model, not a curated record.
AGUGCAGGUAUAGCUCGCGCACGCGCAGAGGUAGUAGCGGAUGUUUACAGCGGCUGAGGUCGGUCCGAAGCGACAGAAGCGUCCGAAGAACUGCUAUCCGAGACUAAAUCCGAGGGCUGCUGAGCGCCGAGGUUCUUACAUAAUCCGUGCUGGCCUGGAACUCACUGAAGAUGACCUUGAACUCCUGAACAGGAGGUGUUUUGGUUCAGAAAGUCUCCUGAUCUUCUGUGGUUUGGUAGUCUUUUCUUCAGCAGUUUAUAUCAGCAUCACGAACUUUUAAGAAAUAAAGCCAUUAGUUUGGAAAAGUCACCUGAGUCUUGAACAUGGGCGGUGCCGUGAGCGCUGGUGAGGACAACGACGAGCUCAUCGACAAUCUGAAGGAAGCCCAGUACAUCCGGACGGACGUAGUAGAGCAGGCUUUCCGAGCUAUUGAUCGAGCAGAUUAUUAUCUUGAAGAAUUUAAAGAAAAUGCAUACAAAGACUUGGCGUGGAAACAUGGAAACAUUCACCUCUCAGCCCCGUGCAUCUACUCGGAGGUGAUGGAGGCUCUGGAUCUGCAGCCUGGGCUCUCUUUCCUGAAUCUGGGCAGUGGUACUGGCUACCUCAGCUCCAUGGUGGGGCUCAUUCUAGGUCCUUUUGGUGUUAACCAUGGCGUGGAGCUUCAUUCAGAUGUGACUGAGUAUGCGAAGCAGAAACUAGAUGUCUUCAUCAGAACAAGUGACAGCUUCGACAAAUUUGACUUCUGUGAACCUUCCUUUGUAACUGGCAAUUGCCUGGAGAUCGCUCCAGAUUGUUGUCAGUAUGAUCGUGUAUAUUGUGGGGCUGGUGUGCAGAAAGAACAUGAAGAGUACAUGAAAAAUCUUCUCAAAGUUGGAGGGAUCCUUGUCAUGCCCUUGGAAGAGAAGUUGACCAAGAUAACACGCACAGGCCCUUCUGCUUGGGAAACAAAAAAGAUUCUGGCUGUUUCCUUUGCACCUUUGGUCCAGCCUUGCCGUUCAGAGUCAGGACAGUCCAGACUUGUCCAACUACCACCACCAGCCGUGCGCAGCCUGCAGGACCUGGCCCGGCUUGCAAUCCGUGGUAGCAUCAAGAGGGCUAUGCGCCAGGAAGCCACCAGAGGAGGUGGCCUGAAGAGCACACCUAUGUUUAAAAGAAGGCGAGUUCGUCGCCGCAGAAUGGAGACCAUUGUCUUUUUGGAUAAAGAGGUGUUUGCCAGUCGCAUUUCCAACCCCUCUGAUGACACCAGCUGUGAGGACGCAGAGGAGGAUCGGCGGGAAGUGGCAGAGAGGACCUUACGGGAGGCCAAGCCUGAGCCACCCGUGAACUUCCUUCGUCAGAGGGUAUUGCGCCUCCCGUUGCCUGACCCCCUGAAGUACUACCUGCUGUAUUACAGGGAAAAGUGAGCUGUGAGAGAGUGGGACCAGGAUAUCCAGAGAAAACUGCUGGCCAGGUACACAUGUCUUCCCUUUCUUGGUUCCUGUCUAUCCUCAAACUUUUCAUUUAAUGGUGUGAUUUAUUUAAGCACAGUCUAACAAUAAACUGCAUAGGAUUAUUUUCCUUGGGGGUGGGGUAGGGUGUGCAUCUUGUUGGCUCUACUGUAACUUGAGCUCAUUGAGAACUGCAUGUUGUCUGCUCCUUAUGCAAGCAAACUUUCACAUUUAGACUUGAAUUAAGUUGGAUUGGAUCCUGUGUGAAGCAAGGGGCAAGUCUGUAAAGGGGUAACAUACCACCACUCAGCUUGAAUUUUAUGUGAUGGUUUUGUUGCCGGCAUAGAGUUCUUCUGACUUUUGCCUUUUUCUAAGUUGGGAAAUGUUGAAAAUCCUCCCUUAUUUAAGUCAAAAUAAUUAAAUAUUAUGUGAAAUAUCAAACAUAAUUUUUUAAAGAAAAAGAAACGCAGAAGGAGGGAUAACGUAUAGAACUGCCAGAUGUCUUUCUGGAAUUUCCAAAGAUUUCCAAGCAGCUGAUCGUCCCCCAUUCCUUCUGAUACGUUAUAGGAAUCACCAUCAAGUAAUCUCUUUUUCUGACAGGAAAAGUUUUUCCUGAACCAUAGCAGUGAUUCAUGAGUCACGAACUGCAAAGACCAGAGCAGUUCUAAGGUAUUUCCAUGAGAAUUUUCAGUGCAGGUGGAGAGACUGCCGUGUUCCAGUAAGCCCAUGCUUCUUGACUUCAGUUUGCAGUCUUUCUUUGAUUAUAUUAGAGUACCAGGUCAUAGAUUUUUAUCUUUUAUAAUUCUGGAGAAAAAAAAUUGUUAGUUUUGUAAAUUUUCUUAAGAACAGAUACUGUAUUUUACUAGUUCCAUUGCAUUAGAGCAGUUUAACUUGUGACUUGUGAAGUCUAUUCUCUCCAGGCCAUGGGUAUUGAGAACUAUUAAGUUAAAAAAAAAAAAAAAAAAAAAAAAAAAAAAAAAAAAAAAAAAGCAACCUUUUUGGCUGUUAGAGGGCAGGACUGGAAAUUACAUUGCUGAUUCCAAAAGCUGGCUCCUAAAAAAAAUUUUCUAGCCCAAAGAAAAGAAUAGUAUAAAUUAUUAGUAGUAAGCCAAAAUUAGACUAUUAAUUUAGAAUUAAGUACUGAGAUUUUAUGAUUUACUUUUAGCUUAGCCUCAUGUGACUUGCAGGGAGAAAUUGGAUAGUUCUGUGAUUUCUGCAGCUUAAAUGGGUGUUUUGGUUCUUUUCUCUCUCUUUCUUUCUUUUGUUCUUUCUUUCUUUCUCUCUUUCUUUUUUUGUCAAGUUAGUUGAUUCAUUUUUACUACACAGUAUAGUCUGCAUGUAUAGCUGGGAAAACAUAUAACGCCCUACAUUAUAAAUAUGAUGUACACUUGCAUUACUUUAAAUAUAAGCUACUUAAAGAAAGUUUAUAGUUGUUUUUACUUGCCUUUUAACUCCAAUUUGGGCUUCUUUUCUUUCAGAGAUAAAUGCAUGCUUUAACUUGACUUGCAAAUGUUUGUAGUUUGCAGAUCUUUCUUGAUGUUAACUCUAAUUGUUAGCUAGACUUUUAUGUUACCUGGAAAAUUUUGGACAUAAACUUAAAUAAAUGAUAUCUGUGAAGUUUGUAUAUUAGGUGGAUUAAUUGAAUUUUCCUGUGAUUGAAUAUGGGCUACAUUUUGAAAAGCCACAUUUGCCUUUAUGCUGGAUUUAAAAAAAAAAAUUACAAUGCGUAAGACAUUUUCCCUUGAUAUGUUAAACUUUUCUUAGCAUUUUGUAUUUAUAUUUUAUCACUUUGUGAUUUUAAACCACAAUUCAGUGAAAUAUAGUUGUAACAAGUGAGAAAUAGAUUGGCCUUUAUAUCAUACUACCAGGGAAAAUUGAAAUUUUCUCAUUAACACUUUGCUGCCGGAAUUCAGUAUAUACCAGUGGUAUAUACAAUAAUAUCCCACACUUUGUUUUCAGACUAAUAAAUUAAUAUAGUCAAAUGUUUGUCUUCAGGAUUUGUAUUGUAAACAAAAUAUUGACAAUGGCUGUGUUUUAAGGACUGGGUAUUUUUAAACAUGUGACUUCUGUUGUAAGAAUCAAAGGUAUACAUAAAAAUAGAUUUGUCAACAUGGAACUUAAAGUUGAAAAUCCAAGAAAUUAGAAAUACUGAUUUUUUUUUUUUAAUGAGGUGAAACAUAUGGG